Pelodiscus sinensis (Chinese soft-shelled turtle) is the source of this 1229-nucleotide messenger RNA. RefSeq names its product hydroxyacylglutathione hydrolase, mitochondrial. NCBI's taxonomy places the organism in Eukaryota, Metazoa, Chordata, Testudines, Trionychidae. The record is from RefSeq and is a predicted model, not a curated record. Gene Ontology annotation, molecular function: hydroxyacylglutathione hydrolase activity. Gene Ontology annotation, biological process: glutathione metabolic process. Gene Ontology annotation, cellular component: mitochondrion.
UCGGUUCCUCCUCUGCCGGGUUUCCCGUUGGGCCCGGUCCUGCCCUGCCGUCGCCCCGGGGUCCCGUCGCGCGCCGACGAGGGCGUGCCGGGCCCGUGUCCCCGCUCCGGGGGGGACUCCUGGGUGCUGCCGGGGAGAGCAGGGCCCUGCGCCAGGGACAGCCCGGCCGGGGACUGGCUUCCUCCACGCCGACGCUGAGCUGAGACGGUCCGCGGUAGUCACGCAGGCCAACAUGAAGGUGGAGCUGCUUCCAGCCCUCACGGACAACUACAUGUAUCUCCUCAUCGACGAGGAGACCCAGGAGGCCGCCAUCGUCGACCCCGUGCAGCCCCAGAAGGUGGUGGAGGUGGUCCGGAAACACGGCGUGAAGUUGACGACGGUCCUCACCACCCACCACCACUGGGACCAUGCUGGGGGUAACGAGAAGCUUGUGAAGAUGGAGUCUGGGCUAAGAGUCUAUGGGGGAGACAACCGCGUGGGAGCCCUGACGCAGAAAGUGUCGCACUUGACGUCCUUCCAGGUGGGAUCGCUUCAUGUGAAAUGCCUCUCGACGCCGUGUCACACGUCUGGACACAUCUGUUACUACGUGACCAAGCCUAAUAGUUCGGAGCCCCCGGCUGUCUUUACAGGUGACACGCUGUUCGUGGCCGGCUGUGGGAAGUUCUUCGAAGGGACCCCAGAAGAAAUGUACAAAGCUCUGAUCGAGGUCUUAGGCCGCCUGGACCCUGAAACGAGAGUUUACUGUGGUCACGAAUACACCAUCAACAACCUCAAAUUUGCCCGUCACGUUGAACCCAAUAACGCUGCCAUCCAACAAAAGCUAGCCUGGGCCAAGGCAAAAUAUGACAGCGGCGAACCCACCAUCCCAUCGACUAUUGCGGAAGAGUUCACAUACAACCCCUUCAUGCGCGUGAGAGAGAAGACGGUCCAGCAGCAUGCGGGGGAAACCGAUCCCAUCCGUACGAUGGGAGCCAUCAGAAAAGAGAAGGAUAAUUUCAAGGUACCAAAGGACUGAGACCUUUACCGGAACCACUUCCACGUCAGUUUCACCCUGUGUUAGGAACUAGAAGUUUCAUUGUCUGUUGUGGUGGUGAUGCAUUCACUGUUAGGUUUUCUAAUGGUCUUAAGUGGGGGGGAAAAGCACUUUGUUCUUGUUGAGAUGUUCUAUGGCAUAUUUAUAAGAUGUUAAAAAAUAUUUAUUCCUGGCUGCCUGAUGCAGGGAGGUUUUG